CGCGCACCUGCCAGAUUCGUGAGCUGUUUCCGGUUGGGUCCUCCCAAUUUUUAUAUCUUACUCAGCAUCAUGGCAGACGAAUCAGAUUUGUCUAAAUCCUUUUUGUGGAGUGUAAAAAAUGGAGAGGUCGCUGAAGUGAGAAAUCUUCUAGCCAAAGAGAAAUCUCUAAUCACAAAGGCGAUAGCUGGAAGGAGCCCAAUCCAUUUUGCUGCAGAUUAUGGCCAAAAUGAGGUUGUGGAGUUGUUAGUGGAUAAUGGGGCUGGUAUAGAUGUUGAGGACCAAUAUGGUAUCACCCCAUUGCUGUCUGCCAUCUUUGAGGGUCACAAAGACACUGUUGCACUCCUGCUGAAAAAGGGAGCGAAGAAGAACGGAACGUCGCCAGACGGGAAGACGUAUCUAGAAUGUGCGGAAACAGAUGAAAUUAAGUCUCUCCUAAGCAAUCCUUAGAUGAAGGAUAUUUAAUGUUUGACCACAAUCUUUGUCCGAAAGCAGACCAAGUGUACAGAACAUUUCCUAUAACUCCCGAGUAUUUACGCAGUGCGUUAAUGGAGGAGGUGUGACGACAUGAGCUGUCACUGCUGUCUCUCAGUUUUAUGUCCACGUGGUGGAUACGUAGAAACCAAUCUUUUUUGAUGUUGCUAACAGGGAGUUAUACACCAUCUUGUAAGAACAUUCGUUGACAAUAUACUGAGCAAAACAAAUAAAGGAACACAGGAAAAUUCAAGUGUUCCUUUGAUAUUUUCUUGUUUUCAUAACCAGCAUUGAAUAGCGCUUUGGGAGGAAAUCUGAGAAUAAAUAAAGGAACACUGAUAUGAGGUGGUGUUACCUUAUUUGUUUCCCUCAGUAUAUAUACGGGACCAUUGUUUCAACUAACAAAACCUCUUAUUUAUGAUAUACUUUUUAUUAAGAUACAAAAGAUAAGAUGCUUUAUAUGACCAAAAUGUUAUGCGAGCUUUGAGCACAGCGUUUCACUUACACUUCUGGGUAGGGGGGGUUGACGAGUGGUUAAGGCAUUGUUUGUCCGACUGAAGGCCUGGGUUCUUUCCCUCAUGUGUACUAUGUGUGAGGAGUAUUUCUGGUGUGUCUUCUUCAGUUGUAUAAUACUGCUUCAUGAAACCCAACUCAGUAGCUCCCUUGGUUCCAUACUCUUGGGAGGUGGUAGGGUAGCAUAGUGGUUAGAGCAUUAGUUCAUCAUACCGAAGUCCUGGGUUCGAUUCCCCACAUGGGUACAAUGUGUGAAGCGGUUAAUGUAUUUGUUUCUCCUGCCGAAGAUCCAGUUUCGAUCCCUACAUGGGUACAAUGUGUGAAGUGGUUGAAGUAUUUCUUUGUCACGCCGAAGACCCAGUUUCGGUCCCUACAUGGGUACAAUGUGUGAAGCGGUUAAUGUAUUUGUUUCUCCCGCCGAAGACCCAGUUUCGGUCCCCACAUGGGUACAAUGUGUGAAGCCCAUUCCUGGUGUCCACCGCUGUUAUAUUGCUGGAAUAUUGCUAAAAGCGGCAUAGAACUACACUCACUCACUCCAUAUUCUUGUGUCAAUGUUCCUUGUUGCUUUCCACAACCUAAAUAGUUCUUAACAAUGGAAGGGAACUCCAACAUUUUUUAUCAAAGUGACAAUAAACCGCUGAAUUGUAGUGUUCAAAAUUAUAUAUUAUGUGUGAGCUGAUAAAUCCUGUGGACUGCUGAAGUAAUCUUUCAUUGCAUAUCAGUGGUAUGACAGUCACAUGAUCACCAGCCAUUGGACGACAGUAUAUUAAACUGUUACCAUGGUUAUGGCAAAACUGUUAAAAUACCUGACAUCCUUUUAUUCAGGGGGCGGUAGGGUAGCCCACUGGUUAAAGCGUUUGCUCGUCAUGCUGAAGACCCAGGUUCGAUUCCCCACAUGGGUACAAUGUGUGAAGCCCAUUUCUGGUGUGCCCCGCUGUGAUAUUGCUGGAAUAUUGCCAAAAGCGGUGUAAAACCAUACUCACUCCUUUGAUUUAGAAAAUAUGUAAAGAAAAUGUAAAUUUUGAUACUGCUCUGUAUAUGUAAGUAAUAUAUUAAGAAACGUGUGCUUUAAAAGAUAAUCCUUUAUUUUAGAAGGAUGUUUCCUUGGUAACCGAGAGUAUGGAGCACGAGGGCAUGGAUCAGUAAUUGUUCUUGUAUUAUUGUACAAACUACAAAGAUCUUUUGACGAAGCCAUUCCCCUUCCUGAGUUACUUGUGUGUGUUGGGUUAAACAUUGUGGUGAACGGAUUUGUUUGUCAAGCUGAAAGGUCAUUCUGUCGAGUCCCUAACCAGUUGUGGUGAAACAUUGCUAACAGCAGAAAUAACCCUACUUGCUCACCAAUUCUGACUGGAUAUUAUAAACUUAUUAACUAUAUUCAUUAACUCGCUGAUUAACUUUUUAAGAGUAGAGUGUAAUGUCGUCCAAUAUUAUAAACUUAAUUAUUAUAUUCAUUUACUCACUGAUUAACUUUUUAAGAGUAGAGUGUAAUGUCGUCCAAUAUUAUAAACUUAUUAACUAUAUUCAUUAACUCGCUGAUUAAUUUUUUAAGAGUAGAGAAUCCGAAAUGUCGUCACACCUCUGUAUAAUAAGGUUACUGGCUUGGUGCUUAUGGGAUAUUCUAAGAUUCUGAGCAGUUUUUCUGUUUCAGAAGAAAAUGUCUCCAAGAAGGAGUGCUCACAUACAAUAUUUUACGGUAGUUGUCAUCUAAGUGAUGAUAUUCCUUUUACACUUUUCUGUUUAUAUAAAAUCAUCAAAUUUGAACAAAAUGUUUAGUAAGUUAACUUUCAGAAGCUUAUAGAAUUUUCAAUGAUUGCUAGAUGAUCUGUUUUUUUUCCUUACAUAGCUGUUUAUACAUUGACGUCAAAAUUGGGCUGUUUUUGUCUAUUUGCUGAAUAUACUUAACAUGAAUAGGACCAUGAUUACAACUUAUUGAUGAAUGAUAUUUUCUAUAUGCUUGAAUUAUUUAAUAAAUUACUUACUUGCUUAUGAAUAGAACAUGCUUUGCCUUGAAGAAAAUGUGACCAAGAUUAGUCAAUAACUGAUCUCUGUAUAAUCAUUUUUGUAACAGAAACGUAUUUGAUGUUUUACAAGCCACUGAAAUAUUGAUGUUUUCAGAGAUGGGCAUUUUUUAUGGAUAAUUGAGAUGUUUUUGUAAACGUUGUGCAAGGAGCUUAUUGGCGAAGGUCAUUUUUGCUAGCGUCAUCCAACUGCAUCAAUGUUUUAUUGUUUUGAAUAUGGACAUGACUUCUUGACCAUUGUGUACAACUACAUUCAAUAGCCAAUUCCUUCAGUGACUAAAACUGUUUCCCUUAAAUAAAAAUAAUUUCUGAACAAAAAUGGCCACUACCUGGUAUUGUCACUUUUAGGGUUUGAUGUCGUUAGAAAUGAAAUGCAACGAAUGAAUGAUAUGGUGAUCUGCUUCAUAUCCAAUGACUAUGCUAUGUAUACUUUGAAGAUUUUUGUAUUGACAUAAGACUCGUGGUGUAAUGUUAUCAGUAUGGUACAGGGUUUCAUUAGAUGCUUAUGUUUGUGUUGCAAAUGUUAACAUUCACUUGCCUUGCUACUAUCACGACCAACCAGAUGCUACAUGACUACGUACACAUGCACUAACUAACUUUAAGCAUAGCCAUUAAUCAUAAAUUAGGCAAGACCCAAUUUUCUUUUGGAUAUUUGAGAAUAUAGGAUUCUGAAGAGCAAGGAUGACCAAAAUGUUUGGUUGGAAAUCAUCAUAUUAAAAAUAUUUAAAAAACAUUACAUUUUAAGACAGUUUUGAAAUUGUUUUUGCAAAAGUUCCUUCAAAAUAUGCCAUUGUGAAAUUUCAUGACAAACAUAGAACUAUCGCCCUUGCUCAUCACCAACUUCUAAAUGCCACUCAAAGAAAUUUCAUGACACCAUGAACAAGGAGAAAUUUGAAAUACGUUUGACUCUGAUAACAGGUAACUGUUAUUUCAUGAAGUUUUUCUUUUUUCACUAUUCAAACUUGACUUAUGUUCAUCUGUUUCAAAAGAACAAAGUAUGUCCUUAAAAGUGUCUCAUCUUUCUCUCUCCCCAGAUUUUCAUUCAAAUUUGAGACGUUACUUUCUUGCACGUCCAUAUAUGGAUUUCUUCGAGUUAACCUCUGUUAGUGCUGUAUCACUCACGUUUUCAUUUGUUUCCGAUCGGAUUUAUCGGAAUGAUGCCAUGUUUUCUAUUCAGAGUUUGUGUGAGAAAGAGUCUUAUUUUGUAGACUGUUGUCAUAACACAUGCUUUAGAUAUUUUUCUACCUGUACUUGGUAGGAUAUUUUUCUGUUGUCUAGUGGAAAAUAAAUCCAGAUUCUUA
Molecule: messenger RNA, 4303 nt
Organism: Haliotis rubra (blacklip abalone)
Lineage: Eukaryota; Metazoa; Mollusca; Gastropoda; Lepetellida; Haliotidae
Product: myotrophin-like
Exons: 4
Coding region: 70-447 (125 amino acids)
Biological process (GO): regulation of barbed-end actin filament capping
Cellular component (GO): nucleus; cytoplasm
Molecular function (GO): protein binding
Source: RefSeq, a predicted model, not a curated record